This is a messenger RNA of Dermacentor silvarum, 1349 nucleotides long. RefSeq lists its product as uncharacterized. Gene Ontology annotation, biological process: negative regulation of DNA-templated transcription. Lineage: Eukaryota; Metazoa; Arthropoda; Arachnida; Ixodida; Ixodidae. Gene Ontology annotation, molecular function: DNA binding. Bases 328 to 1338 code for a protein of 336 amino acids. The record is from RefSeq and is a predicted model, not a curated record. The transcript is spliced from 5 exons.
UUUGCGCAAAAGAGUACAAAAGCUGACGGCUGUUACAUAUAAUUUUUGUAAAAGCAUAAAUUAUGUAUUAAAACUUCAAAAUGAUGCAACUACUACUGUUUUUUAAAGUAUAGUGAACGCAAAAAUAACUUUAUUAUAAAUAAAACAAUAUUGUUUUCUCGUUAUCUUUUUAUCCACCCCAACCCAUCGUCAUCGCCAUCGAUCACCACGCGGAGCCUCGCACAUGUCUCGCCGACGAAGUUUGUGUUGUGGUGUCGCAGUUGUGCUGUCAGCAGCAAUUGGCACGUGUUUUUGACACCAAUCGCGACAUCCCGACAUCCCGACACGAUGUAUGCCUUUGUGCGCUUCAGGGAUGAUGGCAUGAAGGUAGCUGUGGCCGUCGAGCGCAUAAAGAAUUUUUGUCCGAGAAAUCUCAGGGACUUCAACUCCACAAAAUGGUAUGGAGUGCGCUGGGAAGACGAAGAAAACAGCGGCUAUUUCCGGGCCCAGAUUAUGAAGCUGUUUGCAACCAAGGAGGAGGCCGAUGCUUGCACGGAAGGUGUGGACAAGCGCUUUUCGUGCCCGAAAAUGCCCCUCUACAGUGAUUCGGAAGAAGAUUCUUUCACCAGCCAGGAAUCCUUCCGAGAGGAGAAGAAGAACAAACAAAAGGCCAAGUCUCGCCAAAAGAAUGUUGAGGCGGCAUUUAGGAAGAAGAACAUGCAAAUUCUCUUUCCUGAGGAACAGGACUCUAGGACGAACGAACUGGAGCAGGAAGUGUUGAAGCUAAAAUCGGAAAAUUCAAAACUCUCUGCAAGAAUAGAGAUGCUGGAGAAAGCUCUGUGCAGCAAGAUCUUCGAUGCAGAGAAACAUAAGAGCUCGGAAAGUGGUCAAAAAGCUCCACCCGCAAACGUUAGGAAGGCGCAGGAGCCCUCCGGAAGUCCCAAUGGACCGAAACCAGCCCAGCAGCCCUUAAGGAGUCUUCCUGAACCAUUCCUGCCCUCUGGAAGAGUAGAUGAAAUGAAGCGGAACGCAGAAUCAGUAUCGUUCAGUAACGAUAAAAGUGGCGAGCCAAAAUCUAAAAAUUUGGCAGCUUCCCUGUAUGAAACUGCUGAAGGACAAGUACACUUGGGAAAGGACGUCUACGUCGCGGAGGCUCUGUAUAACCGCCUCAUGGCUGCCAAGACUGACAGCCGAUUUGUCCGGGAAGCUGCUGUGGCCAUUUUCUCCACAGCAGGCUUGGCUGGCCACAGUGUCACCGGGGCAAUGUCCAACCGGACAAAAACUGGCGCAAAGCCAGCGUUGGACAAGACGAAGUAUUCAGUAUUGAGUGGUAUGUUUAAUCUAAGUAUUUAUACCUAAGUCUUAUUUAU